GCUAGUCUGCAAAGAUAUGACUCGGUGGGUAGGCUGUGACUAUGAAGAAGUUUGAUAGUUGGUGUAUUCCACGAAUGCAAUUUUUCAGUUAAUCCGAAAUUAUUUUCUCCUCAAGCCCCCAUCUAAAUUUGAUUUCGGUAUUUGUUUCAAGUUUCCAUUCUAAUUUGCAACUAUCCGUUUUACUAAACUUGGCUUAAAACGAAUGUGCCGGCGAAGUAGGUAGAUCUCUUCAGCCAAUGUUGUCCUUCUUUGUUUACCGGUGACAUGUAGUUUGUUAUUUUUAAACCUGACAUGCCGGUGGUGUCUGUGGGUUUUUCUUGAUGAUAUUUUUCUUUCCUGUAUGGCGGUGUACAGUCUGUUUGAUUUCAACCGGACAUGACUGCGGUGGUUGUAGGUUCUUCUGGAUAUCGUCUUCCUUUUUCCUUGCAUGUCGGUAGGAAUCGUGAUGUAAGAUUUUAGCCUAACAUGACAGCGAUGUAGAUGAAUUCUAUUAGUUGGUUUUCUUCUUUGACGUAUUGUAAUCCUUCUUGUUCGUUGUUUUGAUUUGUAGGUUUUCAGUUUUGGUUGUGAUUCUGAUUUGUUGUAUGUUUCCAUUUCAUUUCUAUUGUUUAUUGGACUAUCUUCAUGAAUGCUGGGUUCAUAUGUUGCAGGCGCUGUCCUCGGUGGAUGGAUGGUGAUGUGGGCGGUCGGCGGUCCGGGCUGCUCUUCCACUCGGCGGGCAGCGUCCUUGGAUUCCUGGUGUCCGGCGCGCGGUGGUACGGGAUGUCCCUCUAUGCCCUGGAUGACGUCCUCAGCUUGGCGGGCGAUGUCGUCCGGCUCUUCUUGGCAUUCUGCGGGGUGCGGCGCGACUCCAGUCUUGACAUUCUCGGAUGAGGGUCCAGUCAAUGGCGGGAGCGGGUGCAUGGUUAUCAGUUAGCCGCUGGUUUUUUAUCCGAGCAACGGUGCGAGAAAUGGGAGUUCCUGUUUCUGAGACGUCAUCGACUGAGUGCUCUUCUGAUGU
Messenger RNA from Nilaparvata lugens (brown planthopper), 1000 nucleotides. RefSeq lists its product as uncharacterized. The record is from RefSeq and is a predicted model, not a curated record. The transcript has 2 exons. NCBI's taxonomy places the organism in Eukaryota, Metazoa, Arthropoda, Insecta, Hemiptera, Delphacidae. The coding region runs from base 625 to 873 and encodes 82 amino acids.